AAGCCUCUCCCGGAGUAGAGCUGUGGCUGCUGCAGCUAUCACGUUUCUAGCAGUAGCUUUAUCUAGAACUUUCCUGUCACUUCGCGGACUUUCUCUACAGCAAAACCAUGGCAACUGAAAGCCGCUUUUGCGAUAGCUUCAUUGAUGAAGAUCCCCUGAAAGCUCUGGAGGCACUUAAUGAGGCCUUGCAAGGAGACUCCGAUAACGCUGAGUGGUUUUGCCAGCGUGCCUAUGCUCACAUACUUCUUAAAAACUAUAGCUGUGCUGCUGAUGAUGCCAAGAAAGCACAACAGCUAAAACCCAGUCUUCCUCUUGCAUUCAUGCGAACAGGAAUAGCAGAGUACCACCUGAACCACUAUGAGUCAGCAUAUGCAGCAUUCACUCAGGGACACCAACUGGAUGUUUCUGACAACUCAUUUGAGAUCUGGAUCAGACGAUGUGAGGAGAUGAUGGCAGAACAGACACAGAACAGCAGCAUCAGCAGGACACCAGCGGCCCCACUUGUGAAACAUGACUGGUACCAAACAGAUUCUCAAGUCAUUGUCACAGUCAUGAUGAAAAACGUACCCAAGGAUGGGAUGUGUGUCAGCUUCACGGAAAAAGAGCUCGAUGCCACAAUACAGCUGGUAUCAGGAGAGAGCUACAGCCUCCACCUCCACCUCCUGCACCCCAUCGUCCCACAGCAGAGCAGCUUCAAGGUCCUCACCACCAAGGUGGAGAUCAAGAUGAAGAAGACGGACGCCACCAGAUGGGAGACGCUGGAGGGAGAGGGACAGGAGUCCAACAUCAAACACUUCAAUCCACAUCAGUACCCGUCAUCGUCCCACUACACCCGCAAAUGGGACAAAAUGGUGGUGGACAUCAACGAGGAGGAGAAAAAUGAGAAGCUAGAGGGAGACGCGGCGCUCAACAAGCUCUUCCAGCAGAUCUACUCAGACGGCUCAGACGAGGUCAAGCGAGCCAUGAACAAGUCCUUUAUGGAGUCAGGUGGUACGGUCCUGAGUACCAACUGGAAAGAUGUGGGCAAGAGAAAAGUAGAAGUGAGCCCCCCGGAAGACGUAGAUUUCAAGAAGUGCUGAGCACCUCCCUCUGUCGCUGCUCUCUCCUUUUUUCCCUCUGUUUGACAUCAUCUCUCUUCAUAUUUGCUGAGCUCCAGCAGGAGCGUUCGUCGCUCUGCAGUCUGCACGCCUGUCCACUUCCUCAUCUCCCCACCCGUUCGUUGUGUUGUUGCCCUGGUGUUCUCACUCUGCCUUGAUGCAUGGAGCCUCAGUGUUCCACCUUCACUGACCAAACCACACAUGGCCUACAUUUUGGGAUAGUUUACUACCAGAUGGAGCCGAGUCUUUUAAAUAAUAUGUUGAAUGGAUUUCUUUACUUGAAGUGUUUUUUUAAAAGCCUGUUUGAAUUAAAAUGUGACAGACUUGAAAUGC
Molecule: messenger RNA, 1430 nt
Organism: Monopterus albus (swamp eel)
Lineage: Eukaryota; Metazoa; Chordata; Actinopteri; Synbranchiformes; Synbranchidae
Gene: sugt1
Product: SGT1 homolog, MIS12 kinetochore complex assembly cochaperone
Exons: 13
Coding region: 108-1079 (323 amino acids)
Molecular function (GO): protein-folding chaperone binding
Source: RefSeq, a predicted model, not a curated record